AUGCUGCAGUUCACGCAGCUGUUCAUGCAGCGUUGGCAGUCGUGGGCACCUCUCAGCCACAGCGCCUUCUCCCAAACCUGGAGUGUUUUAGGCCCCUUCCAGAUCGGCACCCGAGGCAUGCCACACACCACGCGCCCUUUGAUCUGUGUGAUGCGCGCUGAAUCUCAUGCUUGACCAGAGGCUGCGUACGGCGCCGAUCCUUUGCACUUCCUCGGUGGCUUCCACACGCUGGACUAUGACCCAAAUGCCACCUUCGCCAGCUCGCUCGCUGCCAAUGCCACCGUCUCCUGGUCCAACUUCACCGCCGAGCUUCCUGUCCCCGGCGCAACCUCUGCAGGUGCCUCUCUGGACGUGAGCUUUCCACAUAUCGAAUGGCAGAGUCUGCGAGAUGUGUACGGCUGGGCUGCCCUGCAGUGGCAGGCCUGGGCCAGAGGUGAGAUAGAUGUACAGUCUGACGACGUGAUCCUCGUCAAUCUCUGGACCCCACAGGUACUGGAAUUCUGGGUUGACGACGUGCACUACUUUGGAGGAGACUUCUACUCUUACCAGACUGUGCCAGCAACGUUGCGCUUGGCGCCUGGAAUCCACCGUGUCGACGUGCGCCUUGUGAGAGAUGUUCGAGCCAUGGGAGGCGUCGGCGAGCCAGACAUGCGGAUCAAUCUCGAACUUUGGGAAAGCUCAAGUGAUUUGCGGCCAGUCGUACACCCUCCUCGCUCUGGAGUCCUCAUAUCGGACUACAUUGGCACCGACCAAGAUGCGAUUCUCGCGAGCCCUCACGCAUCUGUGAUACUACGCAAUGACGGAAUGCACGAUAUCACGGUCCAUGCGGUGGAUGUCAAUCAUAAUCAAUGCUUUUCGAAGCUCACCUCUGAUGGGGUAUCGCUAGUCCCAGGCCAAUCGCGACCCGUGGGAUUCCGCAUCGAAUGCGUCAGCCCGCCUCCUCCAUAUCCUACCGUCGAACUUCGAUAUACCGUUGAUGGCAGCGACGGAAUCCAAUCAUUGGCACUUGCCGCUGAACCCGAGCUUCGAACUAUCCAAGAGCCUCACAAAGUCACCUUCCUGAACGCUGCUGGUGGGACCUCGUAUGCGAUGCUUCGUCCACCUUCUCGAAAGGCUCUCAGGACAGUUGAACAUGACAAGCCAUUACCUGUAAUCUUGGUAUUACAUGGGGCCGGAGUUGAGGCAGAGAGCGAGUCCAUGAGGCACACACUUGACGCUCUACCAGAUGUCGCUGCGUGGACUCUGUUUCCCACCGGAGGCACCUCGUGGAGUGGCGAUGACUGGCAUGCCUGGGGCUUUGCGGAUGUUGAAGCUGCUGUUGCUAUGAUCCCUGCAUGGAUAGAAAACACCCAAUGGACGGCCAACCGCGUCGACACAGACAAAUGGCUCGUCAUCGGCCAUUCGAACGGCGGGCAGGGCACAUGGUAUGCCCUCACGCAUCGGCCAGACAAGGUAGUGGCUGCAGCACCGCUGAGUGGCUACUCGUCGAUCCAAAACUAUGUACCAUACACCUUGUGGCAACCGACGGAGCCAGGUCGUACUGCAAUUUUGCAGUCUUCUCUUGCCACGUACCGGCAUGAAAUGUUGCUGGCCAAUGCGAAGAGUAUUCCAGUCUUCCAACAGCAUGGUGGCGCGGACGAUAAUGUUCCGCCAUACCAUUCGAGGCUUAUGAGCCAGCUGAUCCUCGAAGCAGAUGCCAGCAGCCAGUAUGUCGAGUUCCCGCGUGAGCCGCAUUAUUGGGAUGGCGUGUUUACGACCCAACCGCUCAGAGAGUUCAUCGAGGGUCAAAUAAACGUCGCCAUGUUGAACGCAACAAGACUGCCGCCUUCUUCACUUGCCUUCAGUCUGGUGGUCGCAAAUCCGGGAGAUACGGGAUCCAAGUAUGGCGUCAAGGUGUUGCAGCUCCGUGUCGCUGCUCAGCUUGGGCGCAUAGAUGUGCUACUCGAUCCCGUGGCAUCGAUAUGCAAGAUCGAAACGACAAAUGUGUUCAUGUUCGGUCUGUCUCAAGACUGGGGUUCUUGCGAACUCGUCAUGGUAGAUGGUCAAGAAUUGACAGCGACACCCUUUCAAAAUGUAUUCUCGUCCACCAUCGUCAGGACGGGAGAUCAAUGGAAAAUCGCAGAAAUGCUCCCCUGUUGGCGAUCUCUGCGCUCCGGCCGACAGUACGGCGCUAUGGACGCCAUCCUCCGUACCCAUGGUGCAUUCUCCAUAGUCCACCACACCAACUCUUCCACAACCAAUCACAUCGCCCUCCAGAUCUCCCGCAAUUUGUGCCAGUACUUCUCAGCCGACACCGAAAUCACAUCAGACUACAAAGGCGCGCUGAACUCCUCUGGCAACAUCAUCAGCAUAGCAAUCGGCAACGACCUCCCCCCAGACGUUUACGGAAAUCACCCUAUACAGGUCGAAGACGAUCACAUCUCUCUGCGUGCAUACGGGAGGAGAAUGAGAUAUGCGGCAUCCGCAAAGUCCGGGCUGGCAGCUAUCUAUCUCAGGGCACUGCCAGACGAACGCCUAGAACUGGUCGUCUGGGGCAUCGACGAGCAAAGUCUGCCCCUCGCCGCGAGAAUGGUGCCCAUGAUGACGGGAAGCGGACAACCGGACUUCGUCAUUGCUGAUCGCACGAUGCUCUGGAAAGGCAUCGACGGGACACUCGCUCUCGGCUUCUAUGAUCACGAUUGGGAAAUCUCAAAGACUUCGUUUCUGUCUUGA
Molecule: messenger RNA, 2712 nt
Organism: Lecanosticta acicola
Lineage: Eukaryota; Fungi; Ascomycota; Dothideomycetes; Mycosphaerellales; Mycosphaerellaceae
Source: the annotation of a GenBank genome assembly